AUAAUAUUGCCAACGAUCGAUCAAAGAAACGCUCGUCUGACAUAAAUACAUUUCCCAAAAUGAGUUCGUCGGAUGAAUCAAGUUGCGAGAAGGAAAAGAAAUAAAAAGGACAGAAGGUGCUUUUUUAUUAGACAGGCCCGCAAGAAGUUGCAAGAAAAAAUAAAUAACAUCCCGAGGACAGGCCAAGGUGCCAAGGUAAACGAAUAUAAUGCGUGUCUUGACGAAAAUGUUUUGCCCCUUCGCGGGCAAAACUACCAUGAAAGACCAUCGGCGUACCGGUAUAGAUAUCGGUGAACGCUCUUACUUGUGUGACGUCUGCAACAAGUCAUACCGCUCUAAAAAGGAAUUGAAAUUACACAUCAUGAAACAUACAGGCGAUUUUCCGCACAAAUGCGUUUAUUGCGACAAGGGAUUUACACGUAAACGGGAUAUGCUGUAUCACUUGACGAAGCAUACGAAUGAAAGAAAUCAAAUAUGCGAUGUAUGUGGUAAGUGCUUCGCCCGAAAGGACAUGUUAUACAACCACAAAAAAAUUGUACACUCCAUGGAAAAACCGUAUACAUGUAAAUGUGGCAAGAGUUACAAGCGUAAAAAUGAUCUCAAAAAGCACAAACGCUUAAAAUUAGGGAUGUGUGAAAAAUCGCGAGAAUUAAGUUCAGUCGGACCAGAUCCGAAUUUAAUUCCAGAAAAUUUAAACAAAAAUAGAAACAACAGAGAUUACAUUUCUGCUGAACAAGUGGGCACAAGUAAUGUCACGAAAAAGACUAAUGACAUAGCGAGAAAGUGCCAAGGUGCCAAGAUGAACGAAUCUAAUGUGUGUCUUGAAGAGAAUGUUAAACAAUCUAAAGCGAAAAGGGUUGCACUCAUCGAUGAUACAGAUAUGAUUUGCCAGUUCUGUAAUAAAACAUUUACUUAUCAGAAAAGCUACCUUACUCACCUUGUACGCCAACACGAAGAUAAGACAGAGUACAAGUGCUAUCCCUGCUUUAAGGUAUUCCGUACACUUGAUAGUCUGAUUCGUCAUCAAAAGAACAUCCACUAUGUUAAGAAAGAUCACCCUUGCGACAUAUAUGACAAAAACUUCAAGAGCAAAACCACCAUAGAAGACCAUCGGCGUAUCCAUACCAGUGAACUUCCUUACUUGUGUAAAAUAUGCGACAAGUCGUUCAGCUGCACAAAGAACUUGAAGGAACAUAUCAAAAGUCAUACAGACGAUUUCCCGCACAAGUGCGACUAUUGCGGCAAGGGAUUUAAAAGUAAACAGGAUAUGCUGCAUCACUCGACGAAACACACAAGCGAGAGGAAGCAGAUAGAUGAUACAGAUAGAAUUUGCAAGCUCUGUAAUAAAAAAUUUUUUUCGCGAAAAAGUUAUCGUGAUCAUGAACGCUAUCACGAAAAUGAGACAACGUACAAGUGCCGUCUCUGUUCUAAGAAAUUCAGUACGCUUUGUAAUCUGGUUCGUCAUCGAAGGAACAUCCACAACCCUAAGAAGCAUCCUUGCAACAUAUGUGACAAAAGUUUUGCGGAAAAGUCCGCUAUGGAAGAUCAUCGGCGUAUCCAUAUCGGUGAACGGCCGUACAUGUGUGAUACUUGUAACAAAGCAUUCACAUCCAAAACGAGAUUAUAUAAUCACAUUAAGAUUCAUAUAGGCAAUUUCCCGCAUAAAUGCGCUUAUUGCGGCAAGAAUUUUUGUAUAAAUCUAGUAUGA
Messenger RNA from Nylanderia fulva, 1708 nucleotides. The record is from RefSeq and is a predicted model, not a curated record. NCBI's taxonomy places the organism in Eukaryota, Metazoa, Arthropoda, Insecta, Hymenoptera, Formicidae.